GCACGUCGGCCCGCGUGCCCGAUGCUCGCCACUUCGCCAGUCUCCAAGGAACCGCGGUGGAGUGCACCCGUGUCGCUAGUCGCUUCGCUCAGUCCGCCGUGACGCAUUGUCUCUCGACUUACGGCAAUCAGCCACUCGCGAUCCCCCCCCCUGCCCGCUCCCGAUUACGUCGUCGACGCCUCGCGCCUGGCCCUGCUCUCCGGAUUUUCCGAUUUCCCGCAGGAUUCCCGAUUCGCCUCGAGCCCGGAUUUUAUUGAGUUUUUUGGAUUUUUUACUCUUACACGCUCCCGCGUUGGAUUUUGUGAUUGUGUGUGAUUUGUGAUGACACUUCAGUGCAACAAAUGGAUUACUAAUUCUUUGUUUCGUUAAAAUGUGCAAAUUAUCAAGUGCCGACCCGGGGAAUCAAAACUUGGUCUCAGACAGUGGCAUGAAAUCAGAGAACCUCAGCAGCCUAGACGAUUUACUGGAACCACUCCACGGGUGCAAGGCCCCAAAGGAUGAGGACUUCUUCGUGCCGACGUGCACGAUGAACCGGCCAACGAUGCUGAGCGCCAAGUACCUCGAGAAGGAGGAACGACGCAAGGUGCUCAAGAUCUCCGUGAACAAGCUCAAGAAGAUCGAGGACCCGGAGUCCUCGCUGCGCCGAUCGGUGCUCAUCAACAACACGAUGAAGCGACUCCAGCGCGAAACCCGCGAGGAGAAGCAACGGACGGCCGCCCACAAGCGCGCCACCUACCUCACCCCUCGCACCACGACCGUCGACGCCACGCAGCUGAGCGACAUCACCAACCUCCCGAGUUCGGCGCUGCCGACGACGACCACGCUCCCUGGCGGGCGGACCGAGAGGCUCGAGGCCCCCGCCCCCNCCGCCUCGCGCUGCGCCGCCGGCCGGAAGCGCUCCCUGGACGACAUCGACGACUGCGACGUCACCGACGUCCUCAGCCAGUUCUACAUGCCGCCGACGCCGCGGCUCCUCACCUCCAUCAGCGACGACGAGGACGAAGAACUCAACGUCGUCGACAUCGACUGUCCGUGUCCCUCGCCGAAGAAGCCCCGGCUCGACUCGACCGAGUUCCUCAGCGACCUGUCCGAUAGCAGUAGUUUUAGGAGUAGUUUAGGAAGUAGUUUAAGGAGUAGUGACCUAAGGGACUUCCCCAUGUCCGACCCCGAUCUCCUCCUGGAGCCCUCGCUCCAGUGCCAGUCACAAUCCUCCUACUCGUGUGGCCACUCGUCAGUCUUCAGCGACAUCCAGUCUGUCGUCUUCCACAGUUUGAUCGCCUCGCUCGAGACGUAG
Molecule: messenger RNA, 1294 nt
Organism: Bemisia tabaci
Lineage: Eukaryota; Metazoa; Arthropoda; Insecta; Hemiptera; Aleyrodidae
Cellular component (GO): nucleus
Molecular function (GO): transcription regulator activity
Source: RefSeq, a predicted model, not a curated record